AUGCUCGGUGAAGCACAAGUCUACUCAGGAUCUUCCAUAUUCACCAAUCCAUUUUUCACCUUUGGUCAUUCUCGAAUAGAAAGCGGUUUUGACUAUGGAUUUGCACAAGCCGAGGUGAACGACAAGACUUGCUAUUACCUGGUCUAUCGUGCUCUUAUCGAGGCUAUGGAUCGUCCUGCAUCGCGAUGUUUCGUGGAGAUGGACGCGAGAUCUGUGCGACUGGUGGAAAAACGAUGGCCACACGAAGAAGUACACAUCUUCACCAAAGAUAUAGUGAGUUACUACAUGUUUGAUCAUGGAUCCAAAUUUGUUGCGUUGUGCAUUGAUGCAAAACGAAAGGAGAAGAGUGGCUACUGGUUCAUCAAUUUUGACACAGAAAAACAACUGACAACCUUCUGUGAUUGUUUGCACCGUCUAUUCGCCAUGACGACGGAAAGGAGUGUGGAUGAUAGGAGCAGCACCAUCAGGAGACGUGGAAGCUAUCGAGAUGGCAGUGAUGCGGAAACAAUACAAAUUGUGAAAUGUUGGUGCUGCGGUUCAAGGGUGAUUUUACCGAAAUGGGUAACGCUAACAGAAAGUAGAGACAGUGGAUUUGAUGAGAGCCAAUACACUGGAAGCAGCCCUAGAAAGAUGAUACCAACGAAUCAGCUACGCAGUUACUAUCCCACAAAACGGAAAUUUAGAUAUGCUUAA
Echinococcus granulosus is the source of this 693-nucleotide messenger RNA. RefSeq lists its product as hypothetical. The transcript has a single exon. The coding region runs from base 1 to 693 and encodes 230 amino acids. Lineage: Eukaryota; Metazoa; Platyhelminthes; Cestoda; Cyclophyllidea; Taeniidae. The record is from RefSeq and is a predicted model, not a curated record.